AUGUUUUUAAAUGUUUUUAGAAUGUUUAGAAUGUUUGUUUGAUGUUUUUAUUAGAUGUUUGUCUAAUGUUUUUAGAUGUUUUUCGAUGUUUGUUUGAUGUUUUUGAUGUUUUUGAAUGUUUGUUUGAUGUUUGUUCAAUGUUUUUAGAUGUUUCUUUUCCUCCAUUUGUUUUUAGAAUGUUUUUCAAAUGUUUUUAA
Meloidogyne enterolobii is the source of this 197-nucleotide messenger RNA. The record is from the annotation of a GenBank genome assembly. NCBI's taxonomy places the organism in Eukaryota, Metazoa, Nematoda, Chromadorea, Rhabditida, Meloidogynidae.